CGGGAGACGCUAUGACGUCACAACGGAGAGUGAUCUGUCAAUACGCGGUGGAGAAAUGAGAAUUUCUGACCGAGCAGCGGUUCGCGACGGUUUUGCGUGUUUGUGAAGGUGGAAAAUGGCCUCGCACCGGGAGCUUUUGUGUUUUCCUGAGCGCUCCACGGAGGACGCGCGCUUUUAAAGCGGUCGCGUGCACGAGCCGCUCGCCUGCCGUCGCCAUCGACCUAAACUGGUAUUGUGUUGAAAAUAAAGAAGAUAUCCAGCAUCCAGACGCGUAUACUGAGCCCUAUGCUACUCUCAUCAGGUGAGAGAUGGAUAUGAGAGAGGUUUAUGUCGUGUCCGGCAGCUUCGUGGGCUUUCAGCUCUUCUUCUCCUGCAUCAGUCCGGUUCUGUCCUCCAACUUCUCGCAGGGUUACGGGAGGUUACCACCCAACAAACUCAACGACUGGAACUCCAGGUUGGUAUCAACCGUCCAUGCAUUAAUCGUGGGCUUGUUCUGUCUCUAUAUCCUCUGGUAUGAUGAUGCCGUCAACAAAGACCCAGUCUGGGGAGAUCCUAACUUGGUAAAGCUGAAUGUUGCUAUCACCUGUGGAUAUCUCUUUUAUGAUCUUUUGCUAUUAGCUUGUAACUGGAGAAUUAUGGGAGAUGUGUUUUUUGUCUGUCACCACUUGGCGGCACUGUAUGCUUAUGGAUAUGUUCUGACACAGGGAAUGCUUCCUUAUUUCGCAAACUUCCGGCUGAUUUCAGAACUGUCGACGCCAUUUGUGAAUCAAAGGUGGUUUUUUGUAGCACUAUCGUACCCCAGUACUCAUCCGCUGGUGGUCAUCAACGGCGUCGCUAUGGCGGUCGUGUUCUUCCUCGUCCGGAUCGCCGUGAUGCCCCCGUACUGGGCGAAGGUUUUCGCUACGUUCGGUACGCCAGAGUUCUACCGGUUGGGUCUCGGCGCUCAGGUCGCUUGGAUCGUAUCUUGCGUUUGCCUGGACAUCUUAAAUACAAUCUGGAUGUACAAAAUCGCUCGCGGCUGCUACAAGGUCCUCAAAGGCAAGCUGAGAGGAAGCAAAUCGGACUCCAAACAGUCCACUCACAUGAACAACCACAAAGACUGAGCUAUUCAUGGGAAUGUAGAGAACAAUAUCAGCAAUAAUGACUUAUAGAUUAAUAAAUGUAUUGUUUUUCCCAGACCGGGAUAAACUUCCUUAUCGUGUGUCACAGAGGCUGAGAGGAGAGAUCAUAACCCGUGUUUCACUUGCUUGACUUUUACCGGUCCAGUUAGUCAAAGUAACUAACCUGUUAUGCAUCAAACACAACCAAAGGCCUCAAGUGCCUCUUAACGUAAGGAGACGCUCCAUCACAUCUCCAUUAUAAAGCCGGUGCCGAUCAAAUCUUCUCUCCUUGUUUCACACGCCUGCUGAUGUGUCGCAGUCAAAUAUCUACAUUGCCAGUAUACUCUGACCGGUUACGAGCCUCCAUGAAACCACAGAUCUACCUCUAUGAAGAGCACAAGCAGAUCUGCCGUCUUAAGCACAAGCAGAUUUUUAUAUCCAUCUCCAAGUGACGUUACAGGACCAGCGGAGGACGGUCUGGUCAAAUCAAACACUCAUAACCUUCACUGUUAAACUUCAACACUUGCUUUGUUGCACGUGCAGCAGCAGUCCGAUGAAGGUUGAAGCCUUCGGGGUUUUUUAUAAUAAGUUUCCUUCGCCGUAUGACUAUGUUAUAUGAAGGACAUUAAUGUGAUGCCGGUGACGGUCGUGUGCAUGCUGUGUCUGCUCAUUUUUCUUCGCUUUUGCUUGUAUUUUUCACGUCACGGCCUCUCCGAAGUGCUUAACAGUCAGUGAGCGAGGCACAAGCUUUCCUUACCUUUUCUCCUGCCAAAUGAAUCUUUUCUCCCAUCCUUUAGGUCUUUGCAUGCGUCAUGAUGUUGAAUGCUGCUGUCGUGCUCUUCUUGAAUCUGAUUUCCGGCUGAUAUUUAUCUGUGCUGUGGUAUUGCGAAUAUAUGUAUGAACGUAUGCAGUACUUUCUUCUGCCAAGUAUUAGACAACGAGAGUAAAUCUCUGUAUUUUCAGAGGCUUCAAAAUCAGGUAGGCCUCCAAAACGAAUGUUAUUUCAUCUUAAAAUCAUCAAAGAAUUGGUGACACAGAAUGUGACCCUGCUGGAUAAGAGGGAAUUUCGUAGGAAGUUUUGCCUUACGUCCAUAAUUCUAAGUAUAACCAAAUACUCCUCCAGACCUUAAAUGCUAAAAGCUGUGACCGUAAGAUAUAUAUAAAAUGUAUGUUUGGGAGAUGAAAUGGCCGUUUGGUUGUGUAAUAUCUAACGUGAUGUGUUUAUGGAAAUGAAGUUAUGGUCUGUGGUACGACAUCCAAACACCUGUUGCACAAUCUGAUGCCUUUUGAUAUAGUUUUGAUAUCAUUGUAGUGUUUUUCAGGGACUGGCCGUUCCUAGUAUGAUACUAGUAUUGAGGUUUUUAAGGGCUAACCAAAAUCAACAGAAAAUUUGACUGAUAAUACUCCUCCAAAUAAUGAAAACUAACAUUUACAUGCAGUUAUAGAUUUUUAAUAGAUCAGUCAUGCAGAUAUGUUAGAUGUUAGCAUAUAGCACUGUAGCUUUAAUCCAUUGCUCCGAGACUAAAGGUUAUAAAUGAUAGGGUGUAGAUGUUAAAGUACUUCACUGUAAAAGUGAAAGCUGCACUACUUAAAAACAUAUUUUAAUUGGUUACGCCUAAAAAAAAAAAGUUUUAUAAACGUACAUUUUCUUUUAUUAAGUGACAAAUCAAUGUGAAAAAAUGUAAAGAAUUACUUCAAUUGGUAAUGCUCAAAAUAUGUAAACAUUUUCAACUUUAAUUUUUCACUUAAAGUGAGAAAAUUUAAGUGUAAAAAACAAAUUUUUGGCGUUACUUAUUAAAAUAAUUAUUCGAGUUGAUCCAACUUUUACUUUUUUCCAGUGUUGUUUCAAAACCGCUGUAGCUUUAGCACAAUCUUAAAGGGAAAUUCCACUUUUUAAAAAAAAUAUGCUCAUUUUCCAGCUCCCCUAGAGUUAAACAUUUGAUUUUUACCGUUUUGGAAUCCAUUCAGCUGAUCUCCGGGUCUGGCGCUCCCACUUUUAGCAUAGCUUAGCACAAUCCAUUGAAUCUGAUUAGACCAUUAGCAUCGCGCUAAAAAAUAACCAAAGAGUUUCAAUAUUUUUCCUAUUUAAAACUUGACUUUUCUGUAGUUACAUCAUCGACGGACAGAAAAUUCAAAUUUCGAUUGUUUUUUUUCGGCUGCUGCCUAAUAUCAUUGCGCCUCCUGCAGCCAUGUUACGGCAGCAAAGUCCUUUAUUAUUACGCCAGAAUGAGAGUAUAGUUCAUAGCCAUGUUUGCUUAGAAAAUCGCAACUUUUAAUUUUCCAUCGGUCUUAGUACACGAUGUAACUACAGAAGAGUCAAGUUUUAAAUAGGAAAAAUAUCUAAACUCUUUGGUUAUUUUUUAGCGCGAUGCUAAUGGUCUAAUCAGAUUCAAUGGAUUAUGCUAAGCUAUGCUAAAAGUGCUAGCGCCAGACCCGGAGAUCAGCUGAAUGGAUUCCAAAACGGUAAAAAAUCAAAUGUUUAACUCUAGGGGAGCUGGAAAAUGAGUAUAUUUUUAAAAAAAAGUGGAGUGUCCCUUUAAAGUUCAUGAGGCUGUACUUACUUGAAACGAUGUAAAAUAUGUGAAAUGCAGGUUAAAUUCCCACAAUUCAAAAUUCCAAAAUCAAUUUAAUGGUACGUUAUUUACUUACCUACCACCCUGUUAUAAUCUAUGCUUUUUGGACUGAACCCAUGGGCCAGUUUCCUGUAUAGCAUGUACUGCGUCCUUUUAUAAACAAACAGUAUUUAUGAUAAUCACAACUUGACUUGAGAUUAUUUCUCGCUGUCUUAAGAUGACUUAUUGGAAAUGGUGACCAGAGAAGCGUAUAACAAAAAGUUUUGUUAAAAGCUUUGAAACAUAAGUCAUGCAUUUUACAUUUCUGAUAACAAUUUACAAUAAGGUUGUGUUUGUUAACAUUAGUAAAUGCAUUAGCUAAGAAUGAGCAAUAUAGUUUUUUAUUAUUUAUUAAUCUAUUUUUUAAUGCCAAUACAGUUAUUCAUGUUAGUAUAUUGUGCAUUAACUAAUGUUAAUAGAUACAACUUUUGAUUUUAUUAGUAAAUGUUAAAACGAACAUGAACCAAGAUUAACAAAUUCAUGUUAGCUAAUGCGUUGUAAAGUGUUAAAAAAUACUAAUAAACCUGUCAAUUUUAAAAGACUAAUAAUGACAGGAGACUCCUAUUUGAAUACUGAUGUGAAAUCUAUCAUAGCUGAGUGACUUUCUACCUGUUAAAAUGUUCGGACAGAGAUUUUGUUUUCUGUUGCUGACAGUCUGGUGUUCAACGAAAUAAUUGUUAUUUACUAUACAGUAGGUGCAAUUUGGUGAUUAUCCCCAUGCCAGUAUUAAAAAUCCAUGUAUACUGUAUAGAAUUAAAUCAAGUUGAUUUAUGUAUUAAAUGAACUGGAAGUUUCAAGUGAUUAUAAAAAUACUACAAGGAACACAAAACUGUUGAAUAAUUGUUAAACUGAAGUUCAGUUUUUGUCUGGAUCAUUUCAUUAAUUGAUUGAUUUUAUGUUUUUUUAACACGUCACCGUGUUUUGUCUCAUUUUGGAAUUUUUAUGUGAAAUUCAGCACUCAACAGGGGUCUUAGUGUACCUGUGAUAACGUACUUUAAAAUAAUGGAUGACAAGUAUUACGACUAAUAACAUCAUCUUGGUAGUGGUCAAAUCAUGAGAAAUGAGUAUGGUUCAUUAAUAAACUUACAAUUAUAGGCAAACUAAA
Messenger RNA from Misgurnus anguillicaudatus (oriental weatherfish), 4817 nucleotides. The record is from RefSeq and is a predicted model, not a curated record. Lineage: Eukaryota; Metazoa; Chordata; Actinopteri; Cypriniformes; Cobitidae.